Molecule: messenger RNA, 1068 nt
Organism: Aspergillus puulaauensis
Lineage: Eukaryota; Fungi; Ascomycota; Eurotiomycetes; Eurotiales; Aspergillaceae
Exons: 5
Coding region: 1-1068 (355 amino acids)
Source: RefSeq, a predicted model, not a curated record
AUGGGCUACUACGGCGGCCUGGGUCCCAUGACCAACGGGGUCCAUUGGGCAGAGACCAUCAUCAUUGCUGUCUUCGUGGGACUCAGAUUCUAUACACGACAGCAUAUAUUGAAUGCUGUUGGUGUUGAUGACUACCUGUGUUGUCUCGCCCUGGUCCUCCAUAUCGUUUACACUAUCUUCGUCAGCAUUGCAAGCCACUAUGGGCUGGGGCGGUUGGCCGCGGAUGUCGGGGAUAUGACCGUAUACUUUGAGGCCGUCAAGUAUGAAUUGUUCAGUCAAGUUGCAGGGAUUAUGGUCAUCGGGGUGGGCAAGCUGGCCGUUGGCACAUUUCUCCUCCGAAUCAUCCGCAACAAGGUCCAAAUCGCCUUCAUCCAUGUCUGCCUUGUGAUUACUGUCAUCAUCACUUUGUUCGCCAGCAUCACCGUCGUAGUGCAGUGCUCCCCGGUCGAGAAGAGCUGGAACCCAACAGUCAAGGGACACUGUUGGAUCAAUUUCUCCAACGUUGGCUACACUGUCGGAUCAUGGUUUGUCGCCAUGGACUUCUCGUUCGCAAUUCUCCCGUGGUUCGUUGUCUGGGACCUCAACAUGAAGCAGAAGGAGAAAAUCACCGUGGCCUGCGGUCUCAGUCUUGGAAUCUUUGCCGGUGUUUGCGGUAUUGUCCGCACUGUGGCCCUCUCCGGCCUGAAUGCCUCUGAGUAUAUUUAUGAUACUGUUCCAAUGCUCAUCUGGUCCGCUACCGAAAGCUGCGCAACAAUUAUGUGUUCAUCAAUCCCCGUCCUGCGACCUCUAUACACGCGUCUCCGGUACGGCAAGGAUGGCAAGGGAAGCUCCACUGGAGACUCGAGCUACAAGCUUCCCAUGUAUGCCAAGGGACGGCAUUAUGGAAGACUUUCCAAAUCUGGUCUGGACACUACUGUGACCGGGGCGACUGAAACCGUCUACCCAAAGACCGUCAUCACCCCUGGUACCAACAAUGGAAGCAACGAGGAUAUCCUUCGCGGUGCUGCUGGCAUCGAGAGGACGGACGAGAUUUCAGUCAGCUAUGAGCAAUUCACACGCAAGGCGUGA